Messenger RNA from Rhizophagus irregularis DAOM 181602=DAOM 197198, 1602 nucleotides. The record is from RefSeq and is a predicted model, not a curated record. Lineage: Eukaryota; Fungi; Glomeromycota; Glomeromycetes; Glomerales; Glomeraceae.
CAACUUUAUUGUACAAACUUUUACGUCGAACCCUUUUUCGUUCGUUAUUUGAAAAAUAUAGGGUUCGAUGAUUCAUGAUUAUUGAUAUUUAUUCAUUAAAGGAGAUAUAAUUAUGGAUAAUCUAGGUCAAAGAAAAGAUGUUUCUGCAUCGAGACAAAAUGAUUCAGUAAAUAGGGAGCGAUUCAAUGAUGAAAAAGAUCAACGAGAUGAUAGGCGUAUAAGAAAGAAAUUUGCAAAAAGAGAGAGGAGAAGGCAAGCGAAAUUAAAUGCAACAUCAGGGCAACAUAACAUACACAGGUCACAAAAUUUUCAACGUCCUGAGUAUCAUCAUCCACCACCUGAAAGAUUUGAAAGAAAUCAAUAUAGUAGACAUAUUGAUAAUAGACCUAAUACUACGAGACAUGAUUAUGAUUCUCGUACAAGAAAUGAUGGUUAUACGACAAGACGACAAAACCAUACAUAUUCUUCAAGAACGCCAGGUUCACGGAGGGAUCGUUAUUUUCGAAGCCGAAAUUCUGACAAACGACGAUCACGACCUUCUUAUAGUAAUCAUGAUAGACAAAACACUAGAUUAUAUGAUCCUUCCCGGCGGUAUAAUAAAUCUCCACCUCCUAUUCAUCGUCAAAUAUUAUCUGUAUCUCCGGGACCUACUAGAUCUCCGGGACCUACCGGUUCUAUUAAAGAACCGAUUAUACGGAUUAAUACACAAUUUGCUUCAAUAUCAUAUUUGAGUAAAGCAGAUGUAACCGUUAGUUCAAAAGAUCCACUACCGAAACUCUUGGUAUUGGAUUUGAAUGGAACAUUAGUGUACAGAGAUAAAGCAAAAAGAGAUAUUAUAAAACGUCCAUAUAUGGAAAGAUUCAUGAAAUAUAUUUUUGAUUCUUCCAAUAGUUUUGCUGUAAUGGUAUGGUCAUCAGCUCAACCUAAGAAUGUUGAUAAAAUGAUUAGAGUUGCAUUUGGUCAAUAUGAAAAAAAAUUAGUUGCCAGAUGGACGAGGAAGAAUUUGAACUUAUCCGAUCAGGAUUAUUAUCAAAAAGUGGAAACAAUUAAGGAUUUGGAAAAAGUAUGGCGAGAAUUGAAUAAAGAUAAAUCAUCAACUUUUCCUCAAAUUGUAUGGGAUCAAACAAAUACUAUUUUAAUUGAUGAUUCUUAUGUGAAGGCAAAAUUACAACCUUUCAAUGCUAUUCAUUUACCUGAUUUUGAUAAUGAAAGGUGUAAAAGUGAAAAAGAUCGUGAAUUGUAUAAUGUUAUCGAUUAUUUAAGGAAAAUUCAUAAUCAAAGCAACGUUAGUGCUUAUAUCAAAAAUUUUCCUUAUAUUCCUCCUAAUGACUAUAAAGAUUAAUACCGAUCCUAGAAAAAGAAAGUAACAAUUAUUGUUUAUUUUAUUGAUUCAGAAGAAAGAUGGAUAGGUUUAAAAUCCGCGGUUGCUAGUUAAGAUGAUUAUUAUUAUUUCGUUAUCUAUAUAAAAUACAAUAUGCUUAUCAAAUUGAAGAAAUUUAAAGUAAUAUAUUUUUAAAUAAAUAAGCUGCCAACAUAUAAUAAUACUUAUAUUGAUCAAUUUGACAUCAAAUUGAUAUAUGAUUUAUUCUGAUACUGAUACAA